Messenger RNA from Caenorhabditis auriculariae, 416 nucleotides. NCBI's taxonomy places the organism in Eukaryota, Metazoa, Nematoda, Chromadorea, Rhabditida, Rhabditidae. The record is from the annotation of a GenBank genome assembly.
AUGGAGAUAGAGGAUCCUUAUUUGCCCGGAUCUAUCAGUCUUUUUGAACAGCUCGAUAAAAAGCUAAUGGUCGUAUUAAGAGAUGGCAGAAAGCUCGUUGGAUAUCUUCGAUCCAUAGAUCAGUUCGCAAAUUUAAUUUUGGAAGACGUCGUCGAGAGGACCUUUGUAGACAAGUUUUAUUGCGAAACAAAUCAAGGCUUUCUCUUGAUCCGCGGAGAGAACGUUGAAUUAGCUGGCGAGAUCGAUGAAAACGUUCAGACAGGAUUGAAAAAAGUUGGUUGAACUCAGUCGAUUAGUUUGAAACAAGACGGGUUUUUCAGGUUUCUACGGAAGAGUUGCAACGUAUCGAAGAAGAAAUAAAUACUGAUUCCCCUCGAGAAGAUAUAGUUAAGAAGAUUGUGGAGAGUGAAGGAUGA